AGUGUUUCAUCAUUACACCCUUCUAUUUAAGAAGAGGAAGACAGUUAAAGAAAAUGCUUGACAGCCCAGAUUCGAACUUUCAUCUCCAGAAGAAAUACAGGAAAAGUAUGGUUAGAAGCUGGACAAAAUCUGUAUAUUGAUCUGGACUUCCCUGCCAUUCUCAGCAUUAAUCGAGAGGAAUUUGGUUAGAGGUUGUGCCACGAUAUUCCAGGCCCUGUGAAGCCAUGGCCUUCAUUCUGUCUCUGUUUGGAGCAGCAGUCUUCUCUAUCUUCACUACAGUUUUGGCUUCCUCCGAAUGGUGCUACAAUUCCGAUGACUGUGGCCCAGAGGAAUGGCCAAAUAUCCACCCUUUGUUCUGUAGUGGCAACGAGCAGUCUCCAAUCAACAUUGAAGUUGUAGAAACCAAAUGGAACUCCAGCCUCACCAACUUUUGCUUCAGUGGAUAUUCUGAUCCCAGGAAACUGCAUUUGAUGAAAAACACAGGUCAUUCUGUUCAGGUCGAUUUUGCAGAUGGAGUAACAAUUUCUGGUGGAGGACUCAAUGAAACGUUCAAGGCUUUGCAGUUUCAUUUGCACUGGGGGAAUGGUUCUUCUGUAUACGGCUCUGAACACACUCUAAAUGGCUGCGGUUUUCCCAUGGAGAUGCACAUUCUUCACAUAGGAGAGAAGUUUGCUAACGUGUCCGAAGCUAUCAAGCAGAACGGUAUUGCAGUUCUGGGAUUCUUUAUUGAUGUAGCAACAACCGUAGACAACAAUCAGGCUUGGGAAGACUUCGUCAACAUCUUACCAAAUAUCUCCUCACCAGAUGAGAAAUGGCAGAAUGCUUUCCCAUUUUCCAUCAGUGAUCUCCUCCAGUCUGUACAAAAAACAAAGUAUUUUCGCUACAGAGGCUCACUAACUACUCCCACCUGUGAUGAAGGGGUGACCUGGACAGUUUUUGAGAAGCCAAUUCUGGUAACCCACAAAAUAGUUGAUAAGUUUGCAACUGAAGUCUUCAUUAAUAAAUCAACAAAUGUUCGAUUAGUCAAUACUUACCGCCAUGUGCAGAAGCUGAAUAAACGCACAGUCUUCACCUCUACAAGUGCCUUUGCAAGAUUCAAGGCAGAAGGUCAGACCAUGGCACUGGUAGCUAUAUGUCUGAUUUGGCUAACUCUAUAAAAAGAACAUCCUUCAAGAGAAUCUCCCCAGCCACCAUUACAGAGUUCAUCUUGUCAGUUUGACAGCUUGUAAAUGUUUGUGCUGUGACGGUACCUACAGUAUCUUGAACUUAAAAAAUCAAAAAUUAAAACUCCUGUUAUCUGUGACAGUCAUUUCUCAAGAACCUUAGGAAAACAAAGAUCUUCUGAAUCUAGAAGAUGUCUGUUGCAGUUCAUGUGAACUUGACCCAAGGAUACUGUGGUCUCUGAGCACAACCCGGGAGAUGUUUUUUGCUACUCGUUGUAUUAGCACAAAAAAACUUUUAUAACUGUCUGUCUCAAUUAACCCUUCUUUAGCCUACAGAUCACUAAGUUAUCAUCCUUACCACCAUAUACAUAUGCACACAACAUACAAAAAGCAGGCAGAAGUAAAAGCAAAGGUUGAGCACCAUCAGAAGGCUAAGGGCGCAUUUCAUAAUGUAGAGAUUUCUGUUCACUUAGGAGGUCUGUUCUGUGAGCCAAGUCAUAUCAUCCAGAAUCAUAACAUGUUUCUGCAGUACUGUGCCAGCAGUUAAACAAGUUGAUUUAUUAUUUUCUCUACCUCCAUGUCAGACCAGUUUAACCUUUAUUGUUCCUGUUUCACAACCCUUCAUCAUUUUGCACCUUUGCCCCCUCCCCCCACAAGCCAGGGUAGAAGUGAAAAUGUGGGGGAGGAGUUUCUCAUAAAUAGCUUUCAUACUGUGAGUAGGGUCAGACCCCUUUUCACUUCUAAUUCAUAACUCAAGUACACAAGGGCUAAAGGGAAACAUCAAGUGCUGCAUUUCCAGUUGUUAGAUUUUCCUACAUAUAAAAUGCUGAGUUGACUUUUCUGUGUCAUAGCACCCCUAUAUGCUGUCAGUCCUCAUAUCUAAAUAUGAGACGGAUGGAAGGAACACUGCCCAAACCAACAGAGAGAAGACUACAUGGUAAAAUACUCUUUAUCCUCUCUCCCCUCAACCUCUAACAUCCCAGAUUGCAAAUCCAAUUUUAUCAGAUGAUAGCAGAAUUAUGGAGACAGUGUACCACUUAUAAGGUGGUGUGCCAUUUCAGGUUUGCCGUAAUGAUGUUCUUUGUGUGCCAGUUUAAUGUUACACCUGGCCACAUUGAUGAGUGAGCAUAAGUUUAUAUGCAUGUUUCAGUUUGUACUUGAUUGCAUUUAUAGCUGUGAAUUCCUUUACAAAUAUAUGAUUUUACACAUUUUGAAAUCUAUUUAAGAGCAAUGUUGUUUAAUGUAAAAAGUGUUCUUUUCUCUCCCUGAUUUAUUAAGAUACAAAAAAAAAUAAAUGGAAUAAAAAAGGUUCUUAAAGUG
This is a messenger RNA of Protopterus annectens (West African lungfish), 2483 nucleotides long. RefSeq names its product carbonic anhydrase 4-like. Lineage: Eukaryota; Metazoa; Chordata; Ceratodontiformes; Protopteridae. The coding region runs from base 225 to 1157 and encodes 310 amino acids. Gene Ontology annotation, molecular function: zinc ion binding; carbonate dehydratase activity. Gene Ontology annotation, cellular component: plasma membrane. The record is from RefSeq and is a predicted model, not a curated record. The transcript is spliced from 10 exons.